AUGAGCAAAGCACGUCGUUAUUGGUCAAAUCUUGUGAAUGGUUAUGAUUGGAAUCGAAUACAACAUUUAGUACCUCAUGAAAAUAAAAAUGAUCAAAUUCGUUCUGGUCGUGCUUAUUCAACUGCAUUUAUAUCAUCAGUAACAGCAAAAAAUAAUCUUGAAGUUGGUGCUGUUGAAGAAAAUUCUAUUCCUAUUAUUUAUUUUGAUCGAGAUCGAUCACAUGAUAAUGCUCAAUUAUAUUCACAAAAAUUAGCACUUGAAUAUUGCUUAAUAAAUAAUUUAAUUGAUAAAAUUGAACCAAAUGAAAUCAUAUGUCAAUGUGUUGAACAAUCUUUUGAAAUGAUUAUUGGUAUGUUAGCAAUCUUAAUAAGUGGUGCAGUUUAUUCUUCAUUAUCACCUUUGGAUUCACCAGAACGACUUAAAACUCUUAUUCAUAUUGAUGCAUUGCGUACAACUGAUAGAGCUAUACAAUUAUCAUCAUGUACUUGGGAUAUUCAUAUUCAUGAAGUAGUUGGUACUCCUCUUGUGGGUGGUACUGUUAUACUUUUACGUUCAGAACAAGGAAAUCGUAAUAUGGAUUAUUUAUCUCAAAUUAUUGAAAUUCAUCAAGCAACAUAUGUUUGUAUUGUUCCUACAUUACAAGUUCUUUUGUUUGAUAUUGUAGAAGCACAAAAAGCAUAUUUUCGACUCAAUACUCUUCGUUUAAUAUGGUCUGUAGGUGAACCAAUCUCAUGCCGUUUUAUUGCUCGAAUUCUAUCUAUGUUACCUAUUGGAUGUCAAUAUAUAGAUUUUAGUGGUGCCACAGAAGGUACAGUCAUACAAAUGUUUCAUGUUGUAACAAAAGAUGAUGAACUAUCAGAAUCAGGUACAGUUCCAUCAGGUCAACCCAUGCCUUAUUUUCGAUGUCAUAUAUUGGAUCAAUUUCUACAAAUUAUACCAAUCGGAUAUAUAGGUGAACUGUUUGUAAGUGGGCCUAUUAUGAAUGGUUACUUAAACAGACCUGAUCUUAAUAGCAAAGCAUUAGUUCAACUUCCAGAUGAACCUGAUAAAAGUUAUAGAACAGGUGAUUUAGCUCGAUUAAUACCUUCAACUGGUAAAAUUCAAUUAUUGGGUCGUAAUGAUUUUCAAGUAAAAGUAAAUGGACAACGAGUAGAAUUAGAAGAAAUUCAAGCAGUUAUUUAUCAAUCUAAUUCAUCAAUUUCUAACUGUGCUGUCGUUAAAGUAGUUGAACGUGGACGAGACCAUUUAAUUCCAUAUAAACAAUUAAACAAAACAUCUACAUCAGUUCCAUUUGAUGAAAAAUUAAUUCGUAUUAAUUGUCCAGAUCAUUUGCCAUUUAAGUCGAAUGGAAAAUUAGAUAAAGCAGCACUUACUAAAGCUAAUCCAUCAUCAUUACUUUUACCACUAAAUAAUGAUGAAACUUCUAAUGAUCAUGAAAAGCAAAUAUUAAUGACAAAUCAACAACAACUUGUACAUGAUCUUUGGUGUGAUGUAUUACAAUUCGAUAUUAAAAUUGAUCGAUUACGUCAAGCUAUUGAUGCAAUUAUUGCUAAACAUGCUAUAUUUCGAACAUCAUUAGAUUGGAAUAUAAAUACGAAUGUUUUAGCUCAAUAUAUUCAUCAAUUUAAUUAUAGAAAUCAAUAUGAAUUUGUAAUUAGUUAUGCUGAAAAUGAUGAAGAAACAACAAAAAUAAUUAAUAAAGAAAUUACAAAUGAAGAAAUAUAUUUAGAAAAAAAUGAUAUUAUUAUUUUUAAUCUUCAUCAUAUUGCAUUUGAUGGUGCUUCUCGACGAAUAUUUUUUAGUGAUCUUAAAUAUAAUUUAGAAAAUGAUAGUACAUUAUUAAAUAAUGAAAAUCAAUUUCAAUAUAUUGAUUAUUCAGUUUAUGAAAAACAAAUGGAUAUAAUAUCAUCUUAUCAUUUUUGGCAAUCACAUCUCGAUGGAUUGAAUUUAAAACGUCGUAUCAUGUUACCUUUUGAUCGACAUCGUUUAUUAACUGAUCAACAUUCAGGUUUUGCUCAUCUUAUUGAUAUUCCAUUUGAUAUUGAUUUAAUACAUUCAUUUCUUGAUUAUGCUUCUUCACAAGAUAUUACACCAUUUCAAUUAGGUCUUACCAUAUUUUAUACAUUUUUAUAUAAAUUAAGUCAGAAUCAAAAUGAUCUAUGUAUUUCAUGCAUUCAUGCUAAUAGAUAUAGAACAGAAUUACAAAAUCUAAUUGGUAUGUUUGUUGCAACAUUACCACAUCGAAUUCAGAUCCAUCCUGCUUAUUCAUUCAAUCAUCUUAUCAAACAAGUUCAAAAUGAAUUUUAUUCAAUUUUUGAACAUACACAUUAUCCUCUUCUACAAAUACUUCAAGAUUUAGAUUACAAACAUUCAUCUGCUGCUUUUCUCAAUAUAUUAUUUGAUUUCAUUACUUAUUCAUCUGAUACUGAUCUUCUAUCUAUAAAUCAAGCACAAUUUCAACCAGUACCAUUAAAACAAAAGCAAAAUGUUAUUAAAUUUGAUAUGAAACUAUUAUUUUUUCAUGAUCCAACAGUUAAAAAUCAAACAAUAUCAUGUUCUCUAAUCUGUUCAGAAGAUGUCUAUGAUAUCGAAACAGUAGAAGAACUAUCAAAACAAUUUCAACAUCUUCUUUCACAAUUGUUUGUUAAACAUUCAUCUUCAACAACAAAAACAACAUCUUUUGAUUUAGUUAAUUAA
This is a messenger RNA of Adineta steineri, 2697 nucleotides long. NCBI's taxonomy places the organism in Eukaryota, Metazoa, Rotifera, Eurotatoria, Adinetida, Adinetidae. The record is from the annotation of a GenBank genome assembly.